Messenger RNA from Pisolithus orientalis, 870 nucleotides. RefSeq lists its product as uncharacterized. Lineage: Eukaryota; Fungi; Basidiomycota; Agaricomycetes; Boletales; Pisolithaceae. The coding region runs from base 1 to 870 and encodes 289 amino acids. The record is from RefSeq and is a predicted model, not a curated record. The transcript has 2 exons.
AUGCCUUCGCAUGCACUUCCGAAGGCAUCGUUCGGCAAGCUUGAGGUAUCAGGCGAAGGCGAGACUAAGGUGGGAACUAUCGUGGAGGAUAGGGCUGGGACCAGAGUCAUGUCGCCUUCGAUCUCCUCCCCUAUCCAUCCUAUCCCUCUCAUAAUUAUGCGAGGCGAGACGGUUGGCCUAACCGUCCGUUCCACCCUCGCAACCGCGUGGUUAAAGCCAAUAUUAAGGCCAGAAAUGUGCCUGUUCAAGGCUCCGUUGGCCGACGAACGAUAUGUCCGUAUCCUGACAAAGGCGCUGACAUCCAGCAAUGAUACGAUCAACUGGGAUUCCUCUCUUGUACUUCCUAAAUUGCACACGAUAACUCGGGGACAUCCAGUCCAUGUGGAGAUGGACCAGUCUAAUACGCGGAUACAGGCGCUCACCGCACACGUUGGCAUCGUAGACCCUGCAGGGCAGGCUUCACUUUCGAGCGGUUGCGCGGUUACCGUGGAGCAAUUGUCUCUGAAUACGGCCAAGCUACACGUCGAUCAAUACCAGCAUACCACCCCCUUCCCUCCCCCCGUUGAUGCAAUAAAUGCCAAAUUUCGCGUGGCACGGAAAUUGAAGUAUGUCGAGGUGGAUACGCCAAUGACACUAACACUCCAUGUCAAGGGGGGAUCCGAAUUGACAGGAAAAUUCAGAACAGCCUUCGAUUGUGGCGCACCAACGCUCUGGAACAUGCACUGCUUGAGUUUGGGUCGUUGCCCUUCUUUCGGAGUCACAGAGUACCCAACUGGCUUGGAACGCACGUCCGAUUUAUGUUUUCGCAAAUGGAGCUCGUGUCGCGUGAACAAACCACGUUUCCUGGGUCUACCACGCCUGAUACGCUGA